AUGGCGGUCUUGCAACCGCGUCGGCCGAGGUGGGACGAAACACGCUGGAAGUGGAUUCAGAAAGCAGCAUGUGAGCCAGGCCAAAGGUGGUGUUGCAGCUUUCCUUCCUGGCCUUGCCUGCCCGAUUUCCCUGACAGAAAAAAGUUGGGCACGUCCGCGUCAUACGUCCAGCUCAGCAGUUUUACGUCCAGUAUUCAGGUCACGCAGGCCUGGACCUUGGAGAAAUCUUGGAGCCAGGUGGUUGCUGCUGCGGCCUGGUUUAGCUGGAUAUGGCCUGCGGAUGUCGCCUUUGUGGCCCCUGGGACUCCAUCCCUUGAUAGGCGGGGUUUGGAAGGUCGAGAGACCUCCGCAGUGGCUAUGCAGGGAGGCAACCGCAAGCAGAACCGGCGAAACCAUCCCAAAAAGAUGCAUCCAAAAACACAAGAGGAACGCUACAAGAGGUGGGCGGUUCAAAUUCCUGAUUAUGCGAUCCGCCUCUUCUUUGUACCAGAAGCAACGCUCGAACACUGGUCUCACACUCUCAAGCUUACAUUCCCAGAUGGUGAGGACGAUGUCGUCACGGAGGAGGAGGUUUUCGAUUAUUUCACGACAGACGAGUACAAGCCAGAGGCUGUCAUUGUUGGUCAUCAAAUGCCUCACGAAGAAGUGAAGCAUGCUUAUGUCCACUUUAGCAACAAUGCGGACACCAAGAAAGCCAGGAAGGAGAAGGAUGGCGGCGCCAUUGGCAAGGCCUCCGAAGUGAAACUGGUCUACACCGACGAGAAGAAGUGGAUCCGCCUGCGGGACGGUGUGAGCCUGGCGGGCGGGUUCUGGGGCCCACGUUCGCGGUACAUGAAGGCGUACGGCACCGAAAAGUACAAGGGAUGGAGAAUAGACGAGACGCCUCUACCUCCUGGCGCGCGAAGCCACUGGUACUACCCAGAAGAUUGA
Messenger RNA from Symbiodinium natans, 930 nucleotides. Lineage: Eukaryota; Dinophyceae; Suessiales; Symbiodiniaceae. The record is from the annotation of a GenBank genome assembly.